Kwoniella shivajii is the source of this 1308-nucleotide messenger RNA. Its product is annotated as tyrosine aminotransferase. Gene Ontology annotation, molecular function: pyridoxal phosphate binding; L-tyrosine:2-oxoglutarate transaminase activity. NCBI's taxonomy places the organism in Eukaryota, Fungi, Basidiomycota, Tremellomycetes, Tremellales, Cryptococcaceae. The coding region runs from base 1 to 1308 and encodes 435 amino acids. The record is from RefSeq and is a predicted model, not a curated record. Gene Ontology annotation, biological process: biosynthetic process; L-tyrosine catabolic process. The transcript is spliced from 6 exons.
AUGCCCGAUAUUCGAUUGCUCAACGCUCAGAACUCCCAUUCGGAGGCACCAGUGAAAAUCUCAUCGAUCAAAGCGGGUCGAACAUGGAAUAUUCGAAUCUCUCCCUCUGUCGACCGAUCGAAAAAUCCAAUCAGAGAGACUCUGGCUUCUAUUACUGCUAAUGCUCCCUCAACUUCAAAGGUCCCGAUUAAUCUGGGCUUAGGAGAUCCCACCCAUUACCCUCUUCAUCCUCCUCCCGCAGCUGCCAUCGCUGCAGUGGAAUGUGCGGUUUCAGGAGGAAGAGCAAAUGGCUAUUUGAAUGGAGUCGGAUCGAUGGAAGCUAGACAGGCGGUGGUAGAUUAUCAUAAAAGAUGGGAUGGAGUAGAUUACGACGCAAGUGACAUUGUACUGACUCAUGGUGUCGGCCAAGCUCUUGACCUACUAUUCUCGGUCAUGAUACCUCCAGCUUCCGUCGAACGUGCCAAUAUACUUGUCCCUCGUCCCGGCUUUGCUCAAUACACAGCUUUACUUGCCGAUCUUGAUGCAGAAAUUCGAUAUUAUGAUUGUAUCGAGGAGAACGAUUGGGAAGUGGACCUGGACAUGGUUGAUCAAUUGUGCGACGAGGAUACCAGAGCUAUUAUCCUUACCAAUCCUAGCAACCCUUGUGGAAGCAACUACAGUCGAGAAGUGUUGAAGGAUUUGUUGAAAGUAGCGGAGAGACAUAAAGUACCGAUUAUUGCGGAUGAGAUAUAUGGGCAUAUGACCUGGUCCUCGCCCUUCACUCCAUUGGCUUCCCUGUCCAAAUCUGUACCAAUCAUUACGCUAUCAGGGUUAUCCAAACGAUUCUUGGUCCCAGGUUGGCGAUUCGGGUGGGCCGCCCUACAUGAUCCAUUAGGCGUGGCAGCGGAUGUCAAGCGAGGGAUGGCAGUAUGGGGUAACCGUUUCAUGGGUCCGAAUUCCAUCAUUCAGGCCGCACUGCCCACGAUUCUCGCGACAGAGUCCGAAUGGUUUGAUGAGGUUAUAUACAAGAUUGAGACAUUGGCGAAAAUCGUUUAUCAGGGACUGUCAGAUACUCCUGGUUUGAGCACCACCUUUCCAAGCGGAGCAAUGUAUUGUUUUGCGAAAAUCUCAAGAGAUGCAUUUCCGGACCUCGAAGAUGAUGUCGCGUUUGCAACUGCCCUUUAUAACGAAGAAGCAGUCUUUGUAUUGCCCGGCAUCUGCUUCGGCAUGCCUGGAUACUUUCGAAUAGUUUUAGCCACACCCUCAGAUGUCAUGACAGAUGUUGUAGAAAGGGUUCAAGGGUUCUGUGAUAGACAUUAUAGACUUUAG